AUGGAUUCUACAGUCAAUCGAAGUAAGAAGAGAGUUAGGACAGCUCGUGUUACUGCUACUGUCGAGAAUCCCGCAGGCACAAUGGCCACCCAUCUACCAGUCCCCAAAGACAACGGCAACGGCAACGGCAAGUCCAAGGGCUACGAGUCUGAGGAGAUAUCUGGAGAGCAUAGCCAAGUCCUUGUCCCAAGCCCUCAUGCUGCCGUCUUGGUAAACUCCAACGCAGUGGCCUUGCAGAUAGCCAACAGUCGUAUCAACGUCGACAAUCUCUACGAAUUCGAGGUAUCGCCAUUGCUCAACAGUAGUGGUCCAUCCCGAUCCAACGCUAUCUUAGCAUCCGACGCAGUGGCUCUGCAGACAGCCAACACUUUCAGUAACAGCCGUGGCCUAGCUCAUCGACCAAUUCCCAUCCCAAUGUCAGUUAUCAGCCAGCUGUUCGCUGCACUCAAAGCCUCAACGGGGGGAGAUCCGAACUCUGAAGUUAUUCGUAACUACCCUGGCCUCCAUGCUGCGGCAGAAGGACUCGACGCUCUCGGUAUUGCGGCUUUAGAGACAAUCCUCCGGAUUGCCAAAGACCAAGUCGCUGGAGUUAGCCAUGCGUUCUACUGCUUCUCGGAAUUGCCUCCGGAAUUGCGGGCUGAAAUUUGGCGAUUGGCAGCUCCGAAACCUUCUGUUGUUGUGAUUCGCGCAGGUUGGAUGUUCGUGAACGGCAUGCACGUCCCUAUGUUGAUUCCAGUUCUCUACAAGCGACCAGCUCUGCUAUGCGUCAACCGAGCCAUCUCGACCUUUAUGACCGGCAUUAGUCCUCCCAAGGCUGGCCAAUCAGUCAUUCAGGCUCCUGGUACUCGCUUCAAUGUCAAUAUGAAGACUGCAUUCUUCCUUGAGGAGGUCCGCAUGGGUAGCCAAGAUACGCUGGUGUUCCGGGACUUGAUUCUUUGGUACAAUAACGCUAGAGGUCCUCCCUUGGGUCCCGCGAGGCUCAAUUUCCGAACCUUGCGGUUUCCGAAGGUCGAGAACCUAGCCGUAAACUACGCACGCGGAGCAUACGGAGGCUUUUCCUUCCCCGUCCUUCUGGAGGCAGCUCCAUGGCUUCACAGUCUCUUCCCUGACCUCAGAAAGUUGACUCUCAUGAUCGCUCGAGAUUUGGGCGGAGGCUUGUCGGAGGUAGUAGGAGGUAUUGAUGGUCAUCCGAUCUUAUUGGUCCCUACGAACGUCCCACUUCACUUCCAUGCAUGGACUGGAGUUGAGAUUGCGAGAAUCGUUCAACUUUUCUGGGACAACUACCAGAAGAGAAUCUCUAUUGAGUUUUCGAGGGUUGUAUUGGAGCCGCCCCCCCGCAAGGCAACAACAUAG
Messenger RNA from Mollisia scopiformis, 1353 nucleotides. RefSeq lists its product as uncharacterized. The coding region runs from base 1 to 1353 and encodes 450 amino acids. Lineage: Eukaryota; Fungi; Ascomycota; Leotiomycetes; Helotiales; Mollisiaceae. The transcript is spliced from 4 exons. The record is from RefSeq and is a predicted model, not a curated record.